Messenger RNA from Theileria annulata, 2733 nucleotides. RefSeq lists its product as uncharacterized. The coding region runs from base 1 to 2733 and encodes 910 amino acids. The record is from RefSeq and is a predicted model, not a curated record. NCBI's taxonomy places the organism in Eukaryota, Apicomplexa, Aconoidasida, Piroplasmida, Theileriidae. The transcript has a single exon.
AUGGAUAUUUCAAACAACCAUGGGUUCCCUUCAAUAGACGAGGCUUUGUUGACUAAAAUCGUGGAUUUUAUUCAUCCUCGUGACCGUUGUUUGUUCCAACUCACUAAUUUAGGUGAAGAAACUGAAUUUUUAAAGGAAUUAUCAAAAAAUGAUUUUAAAAUUCAUCUUAUAAACAAGGAAUUUGAAGUUGGUGAGGAUGAAUUGGAACACUUUUAUAAAAGGAUUGAGUCCUUGAGCUUUUUAAAUUCUUCCCUGGAUAAGUUUUUGACUGAAAGAAAUGACAAUCGUUACUCAAAAUUUAUGGAUACAACAUUUUACACAAGUUUCUCCAAUGAAUUUGAGAAAACUGUUUCUAAAAAUCUUACGGAAACGCGGAAAUAUUUCGAUGAGUAUAAAAAUUCAACAUUACAAAAUUAUACAAAAAUAUUAACAGGAUAUAAACGAUUGAAUAGUCUUAAGAGCUAUGUUCCUUUUUUACAACAUUUUAAAGAAAUGUAUCUAAUUAGCGAAUAUUCAAAGAAAGUUAAUGUUCCAGUGAUUUAUCGGAUAUUAUCCUGUGUUUGGGGGAUUAAUAAAGCUAAUAAGGUAUCUGAGAGUGAUUCCAGAGUUCUUGAAACUUUCUUUUUCAACUUUCUUAAGGACCAGUUUUCCAGGAGCAUUGAUAAGUUUUUGACUAAUAUUUUUGUAAAGAAUCAAUAUAGCUAUGACGCUUGUGAUAAGCUCCUGAUAUUGCUUAUACUUGGUCAAAGUAGCGAAAAAUCUUGCGAUUACGUGAUCAAAUUUUUAAAGAACGAACUCCUUUGCAUAACUUCAUUAACCAUUCAAAAGUAUUUGGUACUCGAAGAAGAUGUGGAUAAAAUUAAUAGAUAUGGAUUUAGGAAGAAUGAUGUUGCAACACAGUCAUGCCUAAUUUGUCCAAAUUUAUAUCUGGUAGUGAUCUGUAAGAUAUUAUCUGAGUAUAUGUCUUUUUUUCAAAAUUUGACUUCUAAUCUAAAUUAUGAAUCGAAAAUCAUGAAACCAAGUAACUCUAAAGGAGUAAACACAUAUAUAACUAGGUUAAAUAUUUUUCUAAAAUCCUUUGAUAGGGUUGAUUACUACUUGUAUUAUAGAAAAUCCUUGGAUUUGUUCGUUAGUAAAUUGACUUUGUUGGCUGAUUACACUUUUGACAUUUUAUCCAAGGUCCUAUCUGGCUUUAAUUUUAACUCUAUUCAUGACAGUAAUGAUGUUUUAAAGAUUUUGUUGCUAAUUUUGUACUAUAAAGUUUUACAGACAGAUUUAAAAGGUUCCGGUAAUAAAACUGAAGAAAAUUCAAUUUAUAAACACGUUGGUUUAGACGCUGAACUUUCUGAGAUACUCGAUAAAUUUUGCUCUAAAAAUUUAGCAUUUGUCCAAGAAUAUGAAUGCAAAGACUCUUCGAGCGGGUUGGAAGGGUUGGAAAGGGUUAUCUCUACUAUUGUGUUGGACUAUGUUGGGAAAUUAACAUCUGAAUCCUUGGAUAAUAUAUCAAUUUCAAUGGUUAGUGAUAAACUGGAGAGAAUUGUGAUAAAUCCCUUUCCUCUCAAAAGCUUUAAAAUGGACUAUUUUUGUAGAAUAUUUAAGAAUUUUAUAAAUAAUGGCAACUUCAUCAGUUUCGGUGAAUUUAAAUUCACUUCUCAGAACCCUUAUUUGGGCUGGACUCCAAAUUUAAACUUUGCUACAGUAAACGUUUCCCAAUUAAACAAUUUAUCAAAUUAUUCUCCCGGUGAUGAAAAUAAAGCCAGACUAUUUAAAGACUAUGGAGGAGUUUAUACUGUUACCUCUAAAGUUGUGUUAAAUUCAUAUGAGAAGUACCUCAAACUGAUGUUUUUGAACCAGAGAAGUUGUGUGGAUGUAGCAAUGAAUUUAACUAGGGUUAUAGACGAAUUUAUUUAUAAUAAUGUGUAUUCAUGUGGGUUAGAUUAUUGUGUAAUCGAAAACCUUAAGAAAUUUAAAAAGGUGUUGAACUUUCAAGGUAAAUUUUCUGAAAGGUUGAACGGGGUUGGUAUCUGCGAUACAUUCAGGCAAGAGAAUUUUGAACCUUAUGACGUGCCUAUCUCGUCUAGAACAUUUUCGGAAUCAACUAAGUCAACCUCCGACUUGAACCGGCUAUCUCAAGUUGUGAAUUCAGUGGAAUCUUCCUAUACUAUACUGGAAUCACUAAUUCCGUUAAUUAGUCAAAAUAGUGACAAAUUCCCAGAAUUCUGUAAAUAUCUCACUGAUUACUAUAAUGAAAGGAACGAGGUUGUUUCUGAGCUCAGGGUGAUGCUAUACCAUAUAGCAACUUACAACCUUCUGAGGCCUAAAAUUCCUAGCGUUAAGUUACUCGAGGCUUUAAACGAUAAUGAACCUUUACACACUGAUUUAGAUCAAAUGUUUGCAGAUUUCAACAAUCAUUUGUUAUUUUUAAAGGAAUUUAUUGAAUCGGCUGAUUCAGGGUCAUUUCCGAUAAUGGUAUGUGUGUUUUUAUGGGAUUCCAUAACAAACGUUUUAAAGGACACCUUUAAACCAAUUUUUAAUUUGAUAAAUAAAUGUUCAAAUUCUGACCUGGAAAAGGAAAUGAGUAAAAGAUAUUCUGAAAAUCUCAAAUUAUCGAACUUGAUCCGUGCCAAGUAUGUGGACCGGGUCAAAACCGACUACAAUAGCCAUAGGGAUGAAAUUGCAAAUAUGAGCACAUAUUAUAGUCUAGUAGAUAAAUUGAUUUGUAGUUUAAAAUGA